AAUUUAUUAGGGUAAUUAUCGGUUCAAUCAGUGGAUCGAUAAAUCGAAGUGGAAGGCAUCAGUGAAGAAAUGAGAAUAAAAAAAAAAAUUUAGAAGAUGGCGAGGAGCCAGUGGACCGGUGAUUCAGCGCUGGACGAUGCACCCCCCCAUCUCAUCCGCAAGAUUUCCUGGAACUGGAAUUCCGGGGCAUCUCCAGCUGCCAAUUGGAUCGCUUUUUCCAUUCACUCGUCUGUGAGAGGAUAUAUUCCCCCAAAAAUCCCGGGGUGACGUCACAGGGGAUUGAAACCAGCGCGGGAAAAAUGUUUCAGUUAAAUGUAUGACGAAUUUUAAAGCUGUUACCGAGAAUAAGGAGUAAAAAAACGUGAACGAGUCACUUGAACGUGAUUUUCAUCCGGCGGCGAUCGAGAGAGUCGUGAGGAAACUGAUGUCUGUGAAUCAUCGGGGAAUGGAGGUAUUCUCUGGGUCUUACCAGGGCAUCAGUGUUUGCUCAGACCCAGAAGAAAUACCCCGAGCAUCUUGGCUGCAAGAUGAUUGCACCAUCACCCCAAUCGAUUCGUUUGUCGAUUUUAAAAUCAUCUCCAGUGAUUUAUUUGAUUAUCCGGAGUACCUGAGGAGCUGUCAAUGGGAUGUCAAUAUGGGGGAUGGGCCUGAUAUCCGUGAUUAUUUGGAGAUCGAUAGUGAUGAGUGCAGUGAAUCCAAAACGAUUAAUCGGGAAUUCAGUGAUCCAGCGAAUAAUGAGGAUCGAGUUAUGGUACCAACAAAUCCGUCGGACUGGAAUUCAACCCACGUGGCGGCCUGGUUGUCCUGGUGUGGACGCGUCUUCUCGAUAAAUCCACUGCCAUCGCAUGACGAAUUACCGGGAACGGGUCGAGCACUUCUUGAAAUCUCCUCCGACUCCUGGAGGAAAAUUCCAGGGGGUCAGAUAUUGGCUCGGCAUCUGGGAUAUUUGCACCUCCAGGCGACUGGAAUUCAUUGUCAGGAUCUUCUCCAAGAGGACAAUCAAAAUAAUGAAAGGUUCAGCCUCCUCCAGCGCAGCUGUACCCUGAUUGGCUCAUCCAGCGGUGGCGGUAACUCGGGGGCGGUCGGUGGAGGACAAGUACAGCUGUGGCAAUUCCUCCUCGAGCUACUCUCUGAUUCGUCAAAUUCAGGUUGUAUUGCUUGGGAGGGUACCAAUGGUGAAUUCAAGCUCACUGAUCCUGAUGAGGUUGCACGCAGAUGGGGUGAACGAAAGAGCAAACCAAAUAUGAAUUAUGAUAAACUCUCCAGAGCUCUCAGAUAUUAUUACGACAAAAAUAUAAUGACGAAAGUCCAUGGCAAACGUUACGCUUACAAAUUCGAUUUUCACGGGUUGAUGUUAGCUUGCCAGGCGCAGGCUGGAAUAACUAUUGAAUCAUCGACAGGACUUCGAGGUUCAUGUACCUCUCAUCAUCAUCUGUGUGUACCUGCAACAGCUGACAAUCCUCCAAUUCCCGGGCCCUCACUGGGCCCGAGACCUACGCAAUCCUCUUACUGGCCAUACUCACGGUCAUAUCCAUCAUCGACCUGAUGCUUCCAGAAUUUUUCCAGAAUUUUCAAUUGAUCGAUGGAAAAUUCUGAUUGUGCAAACAUCGAUCGCAAAAUAAACUCACGAAAUUAAAGGUAAAUCAAUGCAAUUAUACAUUGUACGUACACUAGUUUGUAAGUGUUAAAUUUUUCGUACAUACGAAGGACUAA
Fopius arisanus is the source of this 1713-nucleotide messenger RNA. RefSeq names its product DNA-binding protein D-ETS-6-like. Gene Ontology annotation, molecular function: sequence-specific DNA binding; DNA-binding transcription factor activity, RNA polymerase II-specific. Gene Ontology annotation, cellular component: nucleus. The transcript has 5 exons. NCBI's taxonomy places the organism in Eukaryota, Metazoa, Arthropoda, Insecta, Hymenoptera, Braconidae. Gene Ontology annotation, biological process: cell differentiation; regulation of transcription by RNA polymerase II. Bases 425 to 1546 code for a protein of 373 amino acids. The record is from RefSeq and is a predicted model, not a curated record.